Knipowitschia caucasica is the source of this 11673-nucleotide messenger RNA. Lineage: Eukaryota; Metazoa; Chordata; Actinopteri; Gobiiformes; Gobiidae. The record is from the annotation of a GenBank genome assembly.
AUGACCUGUCACAUGACCUGUCCCAUGACCUGUCCCAUGACCUGUCCCAUGACCUGUCCCAUGACCUGUCCCAUGACCUGUCCCAUGACCUGUCACAUGACCUGUCCCAUGACCUGUCACAUGACCUGUCCCAUGACCUGUCACAUGACCUGUCACAUGACCUGUCCCAUGACCUGUCCCAUGACCUGUCCCAUGACCUGUCCCAUGACCUGUCACAUGACCUGUCCCAUGACCUGUCACAUGACCUGUCACAUGACCUUGACCAAGACAAACCUGUCCGUCCAUGAGGACAAGAACCGUGUUCCUUUUGUGAAGGGCUGCACUGAGCGUUUUGUGACGAGUCCAGAGGAAGUGAUGGACGUGAUCGACGAAGGAAAAACCAACCGACAUGUGGCUGUGACCAACAUGAAUGAACACAGCUCCAGGAGCCACAGUAUUUUUCUGAUCAACAUCAAACAGGAAAAUGUGGAAACGGAAACUAAAGUCUCAGGGAAACUCUACCUGGUGGAUCUGGCAGGCAGCGAGAAGGUCAGUAAAACCGGAGCUGAAGGAUCUGUUUUGGACGAAGCCAAAAACAUCAACAAAUCUCUGUCUGCGCUGGGAAACGUGAUCUCUGCUCUGUCCGAGGGAAAGAAAGCCCAUGUUCCGUACAGAGACAGUAAAAUGACACGGAUCCUCCAGGAUUCUCUCGGAGGAAACUGUCGAACCACGAUCAUUACCCCAACGCCCCAGACCCCAACGCCCCAGACCCCAACGACCCAGACCCCAACGACCCAGACCCCAACGACCCAGACCCCAACGCCCCAGACCCCAACGACCCAGACCCCAACGACCCAGACCCCAACGACCCAGACCCCAACGACCCAGACGCCAACGACCCAGACGCCAACGACCCAGACGCCAACGACCCAGACCCCAACGACCCAGACGCCAACGACCCAGACCCCAACGACCCAGACGCCAACGACCCAGACGCCAACGACCCAGACGCCAACGACCCAGACCCCAACGACCCAGACCCCAACGACCCAGACCGGAACGACCCAGACCCCAACGACCCAGACCGGAACGACCCAGACGCCAACGACCCAGACGCCAACGACCCAGACGCCAACGACCCAGACGCCAACGACCCAGACCCCAACGACCCAGACGCCAACGACCCAGACCCCAACGACCCAGACGCCAACGACCCAGACGCCAACGACCCAGACGCCAACGACCCAGACGCCAACGACCCAGACCCCAACGACCCAGACGCCAACGACCCAGACCCCAACGACCCAGACCCCAGACCCAACGACCCAGACGCCAACGACCCAGACCCCAACGCCCCAGACCCCAACGACCCAGACCCCAACGACCCAGACCCCAACGACCCAGACGCCAACGACCCAGACCCCAACGCCCCAGACCCCCAACGACCCAGACCCCAACGACCCAGACCCCAACGACCCAGACGCCAACGACCCAGACCCCAACGACCCAGACCCCAACGACCCAGACGCCAACGACCCAGACCCCAACGCCCCAGACCCCAACGACCCAGACCCCAACGACCCAGACCGGAACGACCCAGACCCCAACGCCCCAGACCCCAACGCCCCAGACGCCAACGACCCAGACCCCAACGCCCCAGACGCCAACGACCCAGACGCCAACGACCCAGACCCCAACGACCCAGACCCCAACGACCCAGACCCCAACGACCCAGACCCCAACGACCCAGACCCCAACGACCCAGACGCCAACGACCCCAGACCCCCAACGCCCCAGACCCCAACGACCCAGACCCCAACGACCCAGACCCCAACGACCCAGACGCCAACGACCCAGACCCCAACGACCCAGACCCCAACGACCCAGACGCCAACGACCCAGACCCCAACGCCCCAGACCCCAACGACCCAGACCGACCCAGACCGCGCAACAACCCAGACCCCCAACAAUCCAAACCCCCAACGACCCAGACGCCAACGACCCAGACCCCAACGCCCCAGACCCCAACGACCCAGACCCCAACGACCCAGACCCCAACGACCCAGACGCCAACGACCCAGACCCCAACGCCCCAGACCCCAACGACCCAGACCCCAACGACCCAGACCCCAACGACCCAGACCCCAACGACCCAGACGCCAACGACCCAGACGCCAACGACCCAGACCCCAACGCCCCAGACCCCAACGACCCAGACCGACCCAGACCCCAACGACCCAGACGCCAACGACCCAGACCCCAACGCCCCAGACGCCAACGCCCCAGACCCCAACGCCCCAGACGCCAACGACCCAGACCCCAACGACCCAGACCCCAACGACCCAGACCCCAACGACCCAGACGCCAACGACCCAGACCCCAACGACCCAGACCGGAACGACCCAGACCCCAACGACCCAGACGCCAACGACCCAGACGCCAACGACCCAGACGCCAACGACCCAGACCCCAACGACCCAGACGCCAACGACCCAGACGCCAACAAUCCAAACCCCCAACGACCCAGACGCCAACGACCCAGACCCCAACGCCCCAGACCCCAACGACCCAGACCCCAACGACCCAGACCCCAACGCCCCAGACCCCAACGACCCAGACCCCAACGACCCAGACGCCAACGACCCAGACCCCAACGCCCCAGACCCCAACGACCCAGACCCCAACGCCCCAGACGCCAACGACCCAGACCCCAACGCCCCAGACCCCAACGACCCAGACCCCAACGACCCAGACCCCAACGACCCAGACCCCAACGACCCAGACCCCAACGACCCAGACCCCAACGCCCCAGACCCCAACGACCCAGACGCCAACGACCCAGACCCCAACGACCCAGACCCCAACGACCCAGACCCCAACGACCCAGACCCCAACGCCCCCAGACGCCAACGCCCCAGACCCCAACGCCCCAGACCCCAACGACCCAGACCCCAACGACCCAGACCCCAACGACCCAGACCCCAACGACCCAGACCCCAACGACCCAGACCCCAACGCCCCAGACGCCAACGACCCAGACCCCAACGACCCAGACGCCAACGACCCAGACGCCAACGACCCAGACCCCAACGACCCAGACCCCAACGACCCAGACCCCAACGACCCAGACCCCAACGACCCAGACGCCAACGACCCAGACGCCAACGACCCAGACGCCAACGACCCAGACCCCAACGACCCAGACCGGAACGACCCAGACCCCAACGACCCAGACGCCAACGACCCAGACGCCAACGACCCAGACCCCAACGACCCAGACCGGAACGACCCAGACCCCAACGACCCAGACGCCAACGACCCAGACCCCAACGACCCAGACGCCAACGACCCAGACCCCAACAACCCAGACGCCAACGACCCAGACGCCAACGACCCAGACCCCAACGACCCAGACGCCAACGACCCAGACCCCAACGACCCAGACGCCAACGACCCAGACCCCAACGACCCGACCCCAACGACCCAGACCCCAACGACCCAGACGCCAACGACCCAGACCCCAACGACCCAGACCGGAACGACCCAGACGCCAACGACCCAGACGCCAACGACCCAGACGCCAACGACCCAGACCCCAACGACCCAGACGCCAACGACCCAGACGCCAACGACCCAGACCCCAACGACCCAGACCGGAACGACCCAGACGCCAACGACCCAGACCCCAACGACCCAGACCCCAACGACCCAGACCCCAACGACCCAGACGCCAACGACCCAGACGCCAACGACCCAGACCCCAACGACCCAGACCCAACCCGACCCAACGACCCAGACCCCAACGACCCAGACCCCAACGCCCCAGACGCCAACGACCCAGACGCCAACGACCCAGACCCCAACGACCCAGACGCCAACGACCCAGACCCCAACGACCCAGACCCCAACGACCCAGACCCCAACGACCCAGACCCCAACGACCCAGACCCCAACGCCCCAGACGCCAACGACCCAGACCCCAACGCCCCAGACCCCAACGACCCAGACGCCAACGACCCAGACCCCAACGACCCAGACGCCAACGACCCAGACCCCAACGACCCAGACGCCAACGACCCAGACGCCAACGACCCAGACCCCAACGACCCAGACCGGAACGACCCAGACCCCAACGACCCAGACGCCAACGACCCAGACGCCAACGACCCAGACGCCAACGACCCAGACCCCAACGACCCAGACGCCAACGCCCCAGACCCCAACGACCCAGACCCCAACGACCCAGACGCCAACGACCCAGACCCCAACGACCCAGACCCCAACGCCCCAGACCCCAACGACCCAGACCCCAACGCCCCAGACGCCAACGACCCAGACCCCAACGACCCAGACGCCAACGACCCAGACCCCAACAACCCAGACCGGAACGACCCAGACGCCAACGACCCAGACCCCAACGACCCAGACGCCAACGACCCAGACCCCAACAACCCAGACGCCAACGACCCAGACGCCAACGACCCAGACCCCAACGACCCAGACGCCAACGACCCAGACCCCAACGACCCAGACGCCAACGACCCAGACCCCAACGACCCAGACCCCAACGACCCAGACCCCAACGACCCAGACGCCAACGACCCAGACCCCAACGACCCAGACCCCAACGACCCAGACGCCAACGACCCAGACCCCAACGACCCAGACGCCAACGACCCAGACGCCAACGACCCAGACCCCAACGACCCAGACCGGAACGACCCAGACGCCAACGACCCAGACCCCAACGACCCAGACCCCAACGACCCAGACCCCAACGACCCAGACCCCAACGACCCAGACCCCAACGACCCAGACGCCAACGACCCAGACCCCAACGACCCAGACCCCAACGACCCAGACCCCAACGACCCAGACCCCCAACGCCCCAGACGCCAACGCCCCAGACCCCAACGCCCCAGACGCCAACGACCCAGACCCCAAGACCCAGACCCCAACGACCCAGACCCCAACGACCCAGACCGGAACGACCCAGACGCCAACGCCCCAGACCCCAACGCCCCAGACGCCAACGACCCAGACGCCAACGACCCAGACCCCAACGCCCCAGACGCCAACGACCCAGACCCCAACGACCCAGACCCCAACGACCCAGACCCCAACGCCCCAGACCCCAACGACCCAGACCCCAACGACCCAGACGCCAACGACCCAGACCCCAACGACCCAGACCCCAACGACCCAGACCCCAACGACCCAGACGCCAACGACCCAGACCCCAACGACCCAGACCCCAACGACCCAGACCCCAACGACCCCGACGCCAACGACCCAGACCCCAACGCCCCAGACCCCAACGCCCCAGACGCCAACGACCCAGACGCCAACGACCCAGACCCCAACGACCCAGACGCCAACGACCCAGACGCCAACGACCCAGACGCCAACGACCCAGACCCCAACGACCCAGACGCCAACGACCCAGACCCCAACGACCCAGACGCCAACGACCCAGACCCCAACGACCCAGACCCCAACGACCCAGACGCCAACGACCCAGACGCCAACGACCCAGACCCCAACGACCCAGACCCCAACGACCCAGACCCCAACGACCCAGACCCCAACGACCCAGACCCCAACGCCCCAGACGCCAACGACCCAGACGCCAACGACCCAGACCCCAACGACCCAGACGCCAACGACCCAGACCCCAACGACCCAGACGCCAACGACCCAGACGCCAACGACCCAGACCCCAACGACCCAGACCGGAACGACCCAGACCCCAACGCCCCAGACGCCAACGACCCAGACGCCAACGACCCAGACCCCAACGACCCAGACGCCAACGACCCAGACGCCAACGCCCCAGACCCCAACGACCCAGACCCCAACGACCCAGACGCCAACGACCCAGACCCCAACGACCCAGACCCCAACGCCCCAGACCCCAACGACCCAGACCCCAACGCCCCAGACGCCAACGACCCAGACGCCAACGACCCAGACCCCAACGCCCCAGACCCCAACGCCCCAGACCCCAACGCCCCAGACGCCAACGACCCAGACGCCAACGACCCAGACCCCAACGACCCAGACGCCAACGACCCAGACGCCAACGACCCAGACCCCAACGACCCAGACGCCAACGACCCAGACCCCAACGACCCAGACCCCAACGACCCAGACGCCAACGACCCAGACCCCAACGCCCCAGACCCCAACGACCCAGACCCCAACGCCCCAGACGCCAACGACCCAGACCCCAACGACCCAGACCCCAACGCCCCAGACCCCAACGACCCAGACGCCAACGACCCAGACGCCAACGACCCAGACCCCAACGACCCAGACGCCAACGACCCAGACCCCAACGACCCAGACCCCAACGACCCAGACCCCAACGCCCCAGACCCCAACGACCCAGACCCCAACGCCCCAGACGCCAACGACCCAGACCCCAACGACCCAGACCCCAACGCCCCAGACCCCAACGACCCAGACGCCAACGACCCAGACGCCAACGACCCAGACCCCAACGACCCAGACGCCAACGACCCAGACCCCAACGACCCAGACCCCAACGACCCAGACCGGAACGACCCAGACCCCAACGACCCAGACCCCAACGCCCCAGACGCCAACGACCCAGACCCCAACGACCCAGACCCCAACGCCCCCAGACCCCAACGACCCAGACGCCAACGACCCAGACGCCAACGACCCAGACCCCAACGACCCAGACGCCAACGACCCAGACGCCAACGACCCAGACCCCAACGACCCAGACCGGAACGACCCAGACGCCAACGACCCAGACCCCAACGACCCAGACGCCAACGACCCAGACCCCAACGACCCAGACGCCAACGACCCAGACCCCAACGACCCAGACCGGAACGACCCAGACGCCAACGACCCAGACGCCAACGACCCAGACCCCAACGACCCAGACGCCAACGACCCAGACGCCAACGACCCAGACGCCAACGACCCAGACGCCAACGACCCAGACCCCAACGACCCAGACGCCAACGACCCAGACCCCAACGACCCAGACGCCAACGACCCAGACCCCAACAACCCAGACGCCAACGACCCAGACGCCAACGACCCAGACCCCAACGACCCAGACGCCAACGACCCAGACCCCAACGACCCAGACGCCAACGACCCAGACCCCAACGACCCAGACCCCAACGACCCAGACCCCAACGACCCAGACGCCAACGACCCAGACCCCAACGACCCAGACCCCAACGACCCAGACGCCAACGACCCAGACCCCAACGACCCAGACGCCAACGACCCAGACGCCAACGACCCAGACCCCAACGACCCAGACCGGAACGACCCAGACGCCAACGACCCAGACCCCAACGACCCAGACCCCAACGACCCAGACCCCAACGACCCAGACCCCAACGACCCAGACCCCAACGACCCAGACGCCAACGACCCAGACCCCAACGACCCAGACCCCAACGACCCAGACCCCAACGACCCAGACCCCAACGCCCCAGACGCCAACGCCCCAGACCCCAACGCCCCAGACGCCAACGACCCAGACCCCAAGACCCAGACCCCAACGACCCAGACCCCAACGACCCAGACCGGAACGACCCAGACGCCAACGCCCCAGACCCCAACGCCCCAGACGCCAACGACCCAGACGCCAACGACCCAGACCCCAACGCCCCAGACGCCAACGACCCAGACCCCAACGACCCAGACCCCAACGACCCAGACCCCAACGCCCCAGACCCCAACGACCCAGACCCCAACGACCCAGACGCCAACGACCCAGACCCCAACGACCCAGACCCCAACGACCCAGACCCCAACGACCCAGACGCCAACGACCCAGACCCCAACGACCCAGACCCCAACGACCCAGACCCCAACGACCCCGACGCCAACGACCCAGACCCCAACGCCCCAGACCCCAACGCCCCAGACGCCAACGACCCAGACGCCAACGACCCAGACCCCAACGACCCAGACGCCAACGACCCAGACGCCAACGACCCAGACGCCAACGACCCAGACCCCAACGACCCAGACGCCAACGACCCAGACCCCAACGACCCAGACGCCAACGACCCAGACCCCAACGACCCAGACCCCAACGACCCAGACGCCAACGACCCAGACGCCAACGACCCAGACCCCAACGACCCAGACCCCAACGACCCAGACCCCAACGACCCAGACCCCAACGACCCAGACCCCAACGCCCCAGACGCCAACGACCCAGACGCCAACGACCCAGACCCCAACGACCCAGACGCCAACGACCCAGACCCCAACGACCCAGACGCCAACGACCCAGACGCCAACGACCCAGACCCCAACGACCCAGACCGGAACGACCCAGACCCCAACGCCCCAGACGCCAACGACCCAGACGCCAACGACCCAGACCCCAACGACCCAGACGCCAACGACCCAGACGCCAACGCCCCAGACCCCAACGACCCAGACCCCAACGACCCAGACGCCAACGACCCAGACCCCAACGACCCAGACCCCAACGCCCCAGACCCCAACGACCCAGACCCCAACGCCCCAGACGCCAACGACCCAGACGCCAACGACCCAGACCCCAACGCCCCAGACCCCAACGCCCCAGACCCCAACGCCCCAGACGCCAACGACCCAGACGCCAACGACCCAGACCCCAACGACCCAGACGCCAACGACCCAGACGCCAACGACCCAGACCCCAACGACCCAGACGCCAACGACCCAGACCCCAACGACCCAGACCCCAACGACCCAGACGCCAACGACCCAGACCCCAACGCCCCAGACCCCAACGACCCAGACCCCAACGCCCCAGACGCCAACGACCCAGACCCCAACGACCCAGACCCCAACGCCCCAGACCCCAACGACCCAGACGCCAACGACCCAGACGCCAACGACCCAGACCCCAACGACCCAGACCCCAACGACCCAGACGCCAACGACCCAGACCCCAACGACCCAGACCCCAACGACCCAGACCCCAACGCCCCAGACCCCAACGACCCAGACCCCAACGACCCAGACGCCAACGACCCAGACGCCAACGACCCAGACCCCAACGACCCAGACCCCAACGACCCAGACCGGAACGACCCAGACCCCAACGACCCAGACCCCAACGCCCCAGACGCCAACGACCCAGACCCCAACGACCCAGACCCCAACGCCCCAGACCCCAACGACCCAGACGCCAACGACCCAGACGCCAACGACCCAGACCCCAACGACCCAGACGCCAACGACCCAGACGCCAACGACCCAGACCCCAACGACCCAGACCGGAACGACCCAGACGCCAACGACCCAGACCCCAACGACCCAGACGCCAACGACCCAGACCCCAACGACCCAGACGCCAACGACCCAGACCCCAACGACCCAGACCGGAACGACCCAGACGCCAACGACCCAGACGCCAACGACCCAGACCCCAACGACCCAGACGCCAACGACCCAGACGCCAACGACCCAGACGCCAACGACCCAGACGCCAACGACCCAGACCCCAACGACCCAGACCCCAACGACCCAGACGCCAACGACCCAGACGCCAACGACCCAGACGCCAACGACCCAGACCCCAACGCCCCAGACGCCAACGACCCAGACGCCAACGACCCAGACCCCAACGACCCAGACCCCAACGACCCAGACGCCAACGACCCAGACGCCAACGACCCAGACCCCAACGACCCAGACCCCAACGACCCAGACCCCAACGCCCCAGACCCCAACGACCCAGGGGUCCUCAGGGUGCAGCCUCAGUUGGGUCCUCAGGGUGCAGCUUCAGUCGGGUCCUCAGGAGCCAAGACGAUCAAGAACACGGUGAGUGUGAACGUGGAGCUGACGGCCGACGAGUGGAAACAGAAGUAUGAGAAAGAAAAAGAGAAAAACAGAAGUUUGACAGUUUCCAACCACCGCCUGGAGGGGGAGCUGCUGCGCUGGAGGAAAGGCGAGGCCGUCCCAUUGGAGCAGCAGACGCACAGGGAUAAGAAGCUGGCAUCUGAUAGGACCACAACUGUGGCUGAGGCUCCGCCCCCUGCACCAGUGACCAAUGAGGAGCGAGCUCAGUACGAGAGCCUCAUCACAGACCUGUACAAGCAGCUGGACGAUAAGGACGAAGACAUCAACGUUCAGAGUCAGAGUCAAGAGGAACUGAAGCAGCAGCUGCUGGAGCAAGAGCAGCUGAUCCGCUCUCUGCGUGCUGACCUGGAUCGCCUGCAGGGGGAGCUGUGUCGCUCUCAGGCUCAGUGCGACGCCGCUAAAGACGAAGUGAAGGAGGUUCUGCAGGCGCUGGAGGAACUGGCUCUGAACUACGACCAGAAGUCUACAGAGAACCAGAACCGGACCAGAGAAGUCCAGCAAGUCAACCAGGAGCUGCAGCAGCAGACUGUCCUGGUGGAGUCGCUGCAGAAGGACCUGUUCUCGAUGCAGGAGCUCAGUUCUCAUCAGAAGAAAAGAUUUAACGAAGUCCUGAACCUUUUACUGAGAGACUUAGGAGAUCUGGGAGCAGCAUUGACCAGUUCAGGGUCUGGACUUGGACCAGUUCUUGGACCAGGUCUGGGAUCAGGUCUGGAGGAGGACUUCACCGCUGCUCGUCUUUUCAUCAGUAAAAUGAGAUCUGAAGCCAAAUCCCUCCUGAACCGGACUAAGACUCUGGAGCAGAACCUUCAGGACCAAACCAUUCAGACCCAGAGCAUGGAGCGAGAGCUGGGACUGAGUCAGGCUCAAGUCCAACAGCUCCAGUCCAGGACUCGGACUCAGUUUGAGGACCUUCAGAGACUGGAGCAGAGGAACCGGGUCCUCGAGGAGAGUCAGGACUCACUGAACGAGGAGCUGCACCGGGUCCAGGCACAAGGUCGACUGGUGGAGAUGUCAGCGAUGGAUAAAGAGAAGGUUCUAAAGGACACAGUGGACAUGAAGCGCACCCUGGAGGAGCAGAUGGAGAAUCACAGAGAGGUUCAUCAGAGACAAGUGUCAAGACUCCGAGACCAGAUCCAAGUCCAGAACCGAGACCUGGACCUGCUCCGGGACGUGUCGCAGCAGCAGCAGGUGGAGAUCCACCGACUCAGCUCCGAACUGGACCAGGUCCGAGUUCAAGACCGAGUCAAGGACCAAAGACUGAGAGAGCUUCAGCUGGAGAGGGAGAAAAAGGACCAGGCCAAAGAGGAUCUAAAAGGACUGGAGGAAACUGUGGUGACAGAACUUCAGACUUUGAUGAAUCUGCGUAAACAGUUUGUGAAUGACUUCAACUCGAGGAUCCGCAGCGUCCAGGACAAUGAUGCAGAUGAAGCUGGAGGAAGUUCAGCCCAAAAACAAAGAAUAAUUUUUCUGGAAAACAACUUGGACCAACUCGGCAAAGUCCACAAGCAGUUGGUGAGGGAUAAUGCCGACCUCCGUUGUGAGCUGCCAAAGAUGGAGAAGCGGCUCCGCGCGGCGUCUGAGCGCGUGCAGAUGUUGCAGAAGGGUCUCAAUCAAGCCAAGAUGGCCGCCAUCCGCGACAAGAAGAACUACAGACAGGAAGUGGACCGCUGCAAACAGGAAGUGGAACGUAUUAAAGACGCAAUGAGACAGAGGACGCACUAUGCCCAAAUCGCUAAGCCAAUCAGAGCCGGCCGUCAACACAUGUCUGUCAGAGGGGGUGUGGCCAGUGUUUCGGGGAGCGGAGCCAGUGCUCGUCUGAGAAAAAAUCAGCCAUAA